Messenger RNA from Baudoinia panamericana UAMH 10762, 1460 nucleotides. RefSeq lists its product as uncharacterized. The transcript is spliced from 2 exons. NCBI's taxonomy places the organism in Eukaryota, Fungi, Ascomycota, Dothideomycetes, Mycosphaerellales, Teratosphaeriaceae. The record is from RefSeq and is a predicted model, not a curated record. The coding region runs from base 199 to 1335 and encodes 378 amino acids.
GAAAGAGCAACCACCAAAGCUGAGCCUUGAACCUCUCCACGCCGUCAACACACUCUGAUACCACAUCUCGCUCCGAUCUAGUUUACGCCCAAUCAAACCCUCCGGCGUGGAGUACCAACGACAUAACUCGCGGAACCGAGCACUCUAGCCGUCUUCUGACCGUGGCGGAAAAUCGCAAAGCCUCAUUCAACCCUCUGCAUGUUCUCGCUUGAGGUGUCACUCUCCUUGGGAGACGAGCAAUGGCAGCACAAAUGGAGCAUCGGAGAUGGCAAAAGCAGUCUUGACUCGACUCCAGAAGAUGCGCGCCAUCCACCCCCUCGGUCCAUCAUAAGACCGCCACCGGCCAACUACGCCACUCCGGAUGUCAGUAUCCGCGCGAAACGUGCCAGCAGGAUACCAAAGCCGCCAUCCGGGUCCGAGCAGAGCUCGAUAGAUAUGGACAGGAGCUUCAGCUCACUGUCUCCGCACGCGCAGCAGCUACAACAGUCCGUCCGUCACCGUCAAUUUGAGCAAUAUCUUGGCAGUGUCCGCUCGGAAACGGCAGCAACGAGCAUCACGACGGUUGCCAAGCCUAGUCGCUUGGGUCAAAGAAGAGACCGCGAAAGCUUGCGCUUACUCGAGACUGCGUACCGUAGGCUGCCCCGUUCUGGUCGAGCACCGGUUCGUAGGACGAGAACCGAUACAAGCACCAAUGGAGACUGGCAGAUGAUCAGUCUGCUCGACUCGGAAGGGUACUGCGACGGCUUAGAUGAGCCGGGCUUCAAGUCCGGUCUCACGCCGCUUGCUGGUCGCAGCACGUCCGGGUCGCCGGCUUUCCAGUCUCUUCACAGUGUAGCUUGGGGGCCUUUCCACGGGGGUGUAAACGGCCAGACCGACGUAGAUAUUGCCACCGAAAGGACUGACGCACCGCAUGGGCACAACCACGACUGCUCGAGCGGAUCUGGUCUAGCAGCCUCCCACGCCUACACGCAGCAAAUGCAAGGCAGUCUGGAGAACAAGCUGCCGGAGCACAUGCACUCAGUGCACAUGCUCUUCGAGCGGCUUCAGCGCCAGCAUGAUGCGCCGAAGCAGCUCGGGAACCGCGAGGAAGAGUGGCAGGCUUUUAGUACGUUUGAGGAGCGGCACAGCUUACCAUCCAAUGCAGUGGAAAGGUCUGAACAUGAAUUGCAGUUGGAUGAUGCCGGCACUGCUCGUCUUUGCGACAGCAACCUCCAAUCAGCCGAGAACUUCUUGGAAAUUGUCAAGGCGCAGCAGGCCGCAAUUGUCGGGCAGGAACGCGAUAUCGCAGAUGGUGGAAUCGAUGAUGAUAAUGAUGAUGAAUGGCAGUUCAUCUGACGAAUCUCUCAAGUUGCUGGCCCGGUGGAUCUGUGGGCUUCGUUAUGCUACUGUGCAAUUGGAGCGGUUCGAUGUGCUAGCCACAGUGCAUGUGCUGGAUCUGGAGCCGUCUCCGGUUGUAACGC